Molecule: messenger RNA, 3595 nt
Organism: Xyrichtys novacula (pearly razorfish)
Lineage: Eukaryota; Metazoa; Chordata; Actinopteri; Labriformes; Labridae
Source: the annotation of a GenBank genome assembly
AUGGCUUUUUCAUCACAGCUGCACAAAUCUCUUCUCCCAGUUCUCUUCCUCCUCUGUGUCCCACUCUCAUGUCUCUGCCAGUCGUCAAACAGCAGCUCAGCCAACGCCACAACCAACGCCCCAACCAUAGCUGCUCCUUCCUCAAAUGAAACUUCCCUAAAAGGUGUGCCGGGCUGUGGCAAAAGACUGAAUCCAAUCUACAGGUACCUGUGUGACCGCAGAGCAGCAUGGGGUAUCGUCCUUGAGACCCUGGCCUCUGCAGGGUUCCUGUUUAGCAUGGCUCUUCUCUUUUGCCUCCUGCUCUGGUCCACGUGGAUUUGCAUCUCAUCACGACAGCGCGUUGGCAUCGGAGGCGCAGUAGCCUGCAUGUCCCUGUUCCUAUUAGCCACCGCCGGGAUCUUCGCCAUCACCUUCUCCUUCAUCAUUCGCCUCACUCCUCAGACCUGCCCCACCAGACUCUUCCUCUUCGGCGUGCUCUUCUCAUUGGCUUUCUCCUGCCUGCUGGCCCGCUGCCUCGCUCUGCUGGGUUUUGCUGCCACCAGAGGUUGGGGAGAGCUCGGUGUUGCUCUGGGGUUGUUCAUGGUGCAGGUUAUCAUCUGUACAGAGUGGCUGAUCCUUGUGUUGGUACGGGACAAGAGACCAUGUGCAUACCGCCAAGAUGAGUUUGUCAUGUUGCAGAUCUACGUGCUGUGCCUCCUUGCAAUCAGCUUGAUCCUCUCCUUGCGCUUCCUGUGCCGAUCCUGCUUCACAUACAGCUACGGCUACCAAGGGGCCGCCCACUACCACUGGAGGAUGCAGGCUGGGCUCCUCUUCCUCACACUGAUGCUCUCUGCGUGCAUCUGGGUGGUGUGGAUCACCAUGCUUACCUGGGGGAACCCUGAGGUGAACCGUCGGCCACAAUGGGACGACCCGGUGCUCUCCAUUGCCCUGGUGGCAAAUGGUUGGGUGUUACUGAUGGGUCACGGGUUGUCUCAGGUUGCUUUCCUCUGCAGAGGGGAGGCAAAGUCCAAAGAUGCUCCUCUGAGCUUUGCAGGCUGGACUAGCCCAAGUGCUGAUAUCCCAGGACUGGCCAGCCCAAAGGAAGGGAAAGAAAACGGAAGCUUUGAGAACGAGGCCGAAAACAGACGAGGUGAGGAGCUCAUAUGACGAGUCAAACGAAGAGGUGCUUCAUUUACGGUUAAAUAUGUCAAUUAACUAAAAUCUGAUGAUCGCUUUUACAAGUUAUUGACUGCUUUGUCAGUUUCAAGGAGAGAAUAAACUAGGGUGAACAUAUUCUGACUUCUCAAAAAAAGGUCACAACUAUGCAGGGGCGGAGUCACAGAGUUACACAAAGUUAAUUUUGAGAGUUUUUCAGGUCAGAUCGAGUGUCUUUUACGGGCUUCUAACUCAGUCAGUCCACAUAACACAAACUCAAAACUUAGGUACCAAACCGCAGACAUUUGAAGGAUUCAACUUUCCGGACAAAGCUGGAGAGCCCAGACGGCCCCCCAAUAGGAGGACAUGUCCGGGUAAAAGAGGACGUAUGGUUACCCUAAGUAAACCCUGUCCCAGAAGCCAAAUAUUUCUGAUAUUAGCUUACAACAAAAGCCAUAAAACAAUGUUAGUUUUUAUGUAGUACAGAGCAAGGUUGUAGCAGCCCUUCAUGUGUUAGCUUUGAGGUUGUGAAUCUAACUUUUCAAUGGUUAACACAUUUUUUUGUGAAUCUUUUAAAAAAAACUUUAACAGUCCAGCUGUAAAGGCUCUUUACCUUCAGGCUACUUCAAAGUCUCACCAACAAACUCGAGUUAAGUCUGGAUAGCAAAAAUGCUGAUAUGCUUUUCUGCCUUUUAAUUUCAAUAACAACUAUAUUGAUCCAAAUAAAGGGCAAUUUUCCCCCAUGACAUACAUCUGGAAAAGCGUAUCCCUCAGGACUGAGCACGGCUGGCACUUAAAACUACUGUGCCAGAUUUAAGCCAUGUCCACACGGAAACAAAAAUAAUAUAUUGCUGUUUUGUUUUUAAAAGUUUUCUGUAAAGCUGGAAUUGCUUCAGGAAAUAUCAGUGUAAGCACCAAACCACUGAAAACCACUAAAAACAAUGUAGUGCAAAUGCAAAGCCAGUAAGUGGUGCUUUAACGCUAACCCGGAAAUGCACCAAAGGACAGAUGAAAAGUAUGGAGCAAGCAUGCUAAUACAGAUGUUUUGGUUUGUUCAUGCAGGCACCUUUAGGGAGUUACACAGUUGCAUGGCAUAAUCAUUUCAAGAAAGAUGCAGAUAGGUAUCCACAUGUUAAUGAAACGGUAUGUAGAUUUAUCCACUCUGGGACCCGUUUUCAAAAAGUAUCAUUUACAAUCAACUGAAAAGUCAUUUCUGUGGGGAUGACAUGCUGAUAGGACAAAAAACUUUUGCGUUUACUCCUGAAUUUGUUUCCGUGUGACCGGGGCCUUAGGUCUGCCUUAGCUCCAGUUAAUUCAACUUCACUGUCUUUCUGAUUUAGCUUUUUACAAAUAAAUACGAGGUUGAAAUUAAAAUACUAACAUUUGCUUUUUUGAAACGUGUCAUCCCAUUCAGGGUCAGACAAAUUUGAGUUAAAUUGAAAAAAUAAGUCCACAGCUUUAUGGCCGGUGGGGUCACGUUAGGUCAUUGUUUGCACAUUGCUCAUAGAGGGAGGUUUUCCCAGAAGCGGUAAUCAUUGUGUUUUCUUGUUUGUGGAAAGACGAAAAAUUUGAUUCACCGACUCGUUCGCAUGUGCAUGCAUUUGGAAAAAAUGUGCAAAUUUACACUUGAUUAAAAAUGUGAUUAAUUUCUAUGAUUAUACAUUUCACACCUUGUUCCUUCUUACAUAUGUGCACAGAAGUGAGUCUGUAUAUUGGGGUGUUUACCUCUGUCUUGGAAAAAGACAUUUUUAUUCUCAGCUGGACUAACCUGACUAAACAGAAGUUAAGUAAUACAGAAAAAGAGAAAAUCCAUCCAACUUUAUGCAAAUCUCUUGAUUAGAUGUGCCUUUGAAACUCGCCCUCUCUGUGAUAUUUCAGCUCUGAAAUUGCUGUUCAAUACAAUCAGAUUUUAUAAAUUAUCAUUAAGAUUAAACCACAAGUAGAUUUUAUGGUUUCAUAGCUGGACAUGCUCACUGUAGUAUAAAUCAGAGGCCAAAAUGAAGAUGGAACUGCAGUCCAACAUUACAAAUGAGUUUUGCUAUCCGUCAGCUUGACUCUCUUUCUUUCUCUGAUGAACAAUAUAUAAUGAACCACUAAUGAGCUAACUGUAUCAUGUGUCUCCUCUCAGGCCUCAGAUCUGAGCAAUCGCUGCGAUCGCCCUACGAGUCCGGAUUCUCCAUGACAGUGAGUAAUACGCCAUUAGGAUUAACAAUCCGAUCCCACAUACUUUGCAAUUAAAUACCCCGACCUCUCGCUGCUGUGGGCCAUUACAGUGAAGUCAUGCUGUAAGGUUAAUGAAAACACUGUUUAUCAUGGGGAUUAAUUACAGCAACAUAAUUAAUAUGUGAUUUUAUGUUUCUGUGUGAUUCAGGACAUCGACCCAGAAAAAGAUUACACCAUCCCCCGCCCUCAGACCACCAACUACCAGGAGCCUUAUGAUGACUAUUAUAUCGAGGAUUAG